Amblyraja radiata (thorny skate) is the source of this 1018-nucleotide messenger RNA. Its product is annotated as 2'-5'-oligoadenylate synthase 1-like. Gene Ontology annotation, biological process: regulation of ribonuclease activity; defense response to virus; negative regulation of viral genome replication. Lineage: Eukaryota; Metazoa; Chordata; Chondrichthyes; Rajiformes; Rajidae. Bases 158 to 1018 code for a protein of 286 amino acids. The transcript is spliced from 5 exons. Gene Ontology annotation, cellular component: cytosol; nucleoplasm; membrane. Gene Ontology annotation, molecular function: double-stranded RNA binding; 2'-5'-oligoadenylate synthetase activity. The record is from RefSeq and is a predicted model, not a curated record.
CACCAGUAGCUUUGCUUCUGACAGAUGUCACAAUCCUGGAUCGAAACUCAACCCGAACAGAAGUGAAUAGAAACCAACAAACAUUAACUUCCCUGCUGGACAAAUUGGGCUCAUUCCCAGCAGGAACCAAAGCCUGUGCACAGUGAAGAAAAGAAUUAUGGGUUUGUUUCAAGUACAUCCCCGCAAUCUGGACACAUACAUUUACGAAAAUCUCCAACCUGAUGAAAGGUUUUUGAACCAAGUGGCUGAGACCAUUGACAAGAUUUGUACUUUCUUAAAGGAACAAUGUCCCUACAAAAUCAGUAAAGCUGUGAAGGGUGGAUCCCUUGGAAAAGGAACAGCUGUAAAAAAUGGCGCUGAUGCAGAUUUGGUUGUCUUUCUCAACAACUUCAAGAGUUUUGAAGACCAAACGGGAAACCGGACUGAAAUUUUGAGAGUCAUUUCUGAUCUGUUGUUGAAAUAUGAGAAAAACAUUGGACAUCAGAUCAAAAUGACACCGCCCAAAAUAAAUCACAGUUCUUCUCCUCCUCGCUCCCUCAACUUCCAGUUUAAAUCCACAAGAUCGUCUGAUUUUGUUGAGGUCGAUGUUCUCCCUGCAUUUGAUGCCUUAGGUCAAGUAACAAGAACUCGUGCUCAAGUCUAUAAAGAUCUCAUUGCAACUGGAAAACGUGGGGGGGAAUUCUCGCCAAGUUUCACCGAACUUCAGAGGGACUUUGUAAAAGCCCGUCCUACUAAACUUAAAAGUCUUAUCCGACUUGUGAAGUAUUGGUAUACUGAGCAUGUCCAUCGCCCAUAUAAACCCCAACUGAGAAGCGGAGAGGAUUUGCCACCGAAGUAUGCUCUGGAACUGCUGAUCAUCUAUGCAUGGGAGAGCGCUGAGAAGGAAGAACAUUUCAGCACCGUGGAAGGAUUUCGCACCGUUCUGGAACUGAUUGUCCAGUACAAACACCUUUGCAUAUUUUGGACCACAAACUACAGCAUCAGAUUAAUGAAAAACAAGCUUAAAGAAUCAAAGUAA